Molecule: messenger RNA, 1503 nt
Organism: Callithrix jacchus (white-tufted-ear marmoset)
Lineage: Eukaryota; Metazoa; Chordata; Mammalia; Primates; Cebidae
Gene: FN3K
Product: fructosamine 3 kinase
Biological process (GO): fructosamine metabolic process
Source: RefSeq, a predicted model, not a curated record
GGCGUUCCGGGUCCCUGCAGGGAGCUCAGUCCCAGAGCCCGCGGAGUUGCGCGGACGCUCGGCUCCUUUCCCCGCAUCCAGCGCGCAGGGCCGAGGGGGCGCCGGGUGCGGGCGCGGGCGGGAGCAGGACCAACGCGGGGAGCGCGCCGAGAGCCCGCCCCGCCCUCCCGCCGCCCGGGGUCACGCGCCGCGCGGUCCCCGCCCCGCAGCGCCUGGCCCAGGGCUUCCCAGCCGCUAAUCCCGAGUCCCGCGCCCCAUGGAGCAGCUGCUGCGGGCCGAGCUGCGCACUGCGACCCUGCGGGCCUUCGGCAGCCCCGGCGGCGGCUGCAUCAGCGAGGGCCGAGCCUACGACACGGACGCAGGCCCCGUGUUCGUCAAAGUCAACCACAGGACACAGGCCCGGCAGAUGUUUGAAGGGGAGGUGGCAAGCCUGGAGGCCCUCCGGAGCACCGGCCUGGUGCGAGUGCCGAGGCCCAUGAAAGUCAUCGACUUGCCAGGAGGUGGGGCCGCCUUUGUGAUGGAGUAUUUGAAGAUGAGGAGCUUGAGCAGUCAAGCAUCAAAACUUGGAGACCAGAUGGCAGAUUUGCACCUUUACAACCAGAAGCUCAGGGAGAAGUUGAAGAAGGAGGAGAACACAGUGGGCCGAAGAAGUGAGGGUGCUGAGCCUCAGUAUGUGACCAAGUUCGGCUUCCACACAGUGACAUGCUGCGGUUUCAUCCCACAGGUGAAUGAAUGGCAGGAUGACUGGCCGACCUUUUUUGCCCGGCACCGGCUCCAGGCGCAGCUGGACCUCAUUGAAAAGGACUAUGCUGACCGAGAGGCACGAGAACUCUGGUCCCGGCUACAGGUGAAGAUCCCGGAUCUGUUUUGUGGCCUGGAGAUUGUCCCUGCCUUGCUCCAUGGGGAUCUCUGGUCGGGAAACGUAGCUGAGAACGACGCGGGGCCCAUUAUUUACGACCCGGCUUCCUUCUAUGGCCAUUCCGAGUUUGAACUGGCAAUCGCCUUGAUGUUUGGGGGGUUUCCCAGAUCCUUCUUCACCGCGUACCACCGGAAGAUCCCCAAGGCUCCCGGCUUCGACCAGCGGCUGCUGCUCUACCAACUCUUUAACUACCUGAACCACUGGAACCACUUUGGGCGGGAGUACAGGAGCCCUUCGCUGGGCACCAUGCGGAGGCUGCUCAAGUAGCGGAUCCCCGCCCCUGCCCCCUUCCCCAGCCCCCCCUUUCCUCGCCCCUGCCCGCUUCCCCAGCCCCCUCUUCCUCGCCCCUGCCCGAUUCCCCAGCCCCUCUUUCCCCGCCCCUGCCCCCUUCCCCAGCCCCUUUUCCCGGCCCCUUUCCCCUGUCCUUGUUCCCCAGUCCGCUACCUCCCGCCCCUGCCCACUUCCCCCGCCCGCGUCCCGGUCCCCCUUACCCUCGCAGAUGCAGGGGGACAAUAAAGUCCACAGCGGGCCUCGGCUGGCAUCCCGCGCCUCCGUGCUCCGCGCGUGGGGCUGCUUUCAGGCGA